ACUCAUAAAUUUCCGGUAGAUGACGCUCUCGCCGGUGAAUUGUAAAUAAACUAGUUACCAAGAUCUUAGGGAGCAGUCUUUGAAGUCCAUUGAAAAUGGCCAAUGGAACAUACACAUGGGAGACAAUGAAAAAGAUGCACAGCCCCCGAGUGUUUGCAACUCCCCUUGUGUAUGAGGGAAACAUAUAUGUGAUUGGGGGAUGUGACCAGUUGGGAACACCUUUAGACACUUGUGAAUAUUAUGAAACUGCUAAGAGAAAGUGGCAUAAUCUUCCAAGUAUGCAAAUAAAGAGAGCAGCCCCUGCAGCUCAGAUAGUAGGAGACAAAAUAGUGGCCAUAGGAGGGGUAGGAGAAACACAGGCUCCUGUAGAUGCUGUAGAAGUAUACGAUAUUAAAGCUAAGAAAUGGCUUACAAUGGAGUCUCUCACUGAACCAUUGCAAGGAGUUUCAUCUACAGUAAGAGAUAAUGAGAUUCUAGUAAUGGGAGGAAUGUCAGAUGACUCAAAUCCUAAGGAUCAUUUCUGGAGUUACAACAUAGAGAGUAACAAAUGGAAAGCCCUCCCACCAAUGCCAACCCCUAGAUACGCUUCAGCAGCUUUUGAAAUUAACAACAAACUUUAUGUGAUAGGAGGACGACAAGGGAGGUUGCCAUGUUUAGCUCUGGAAGUCUUUGACUUUGAGACUAACAAAUGGACACAAUUAGAAAAUAUACCUAGUAAGAGAGUUUUCCCAAAUUAUGUAAAGGCAGGGACCUGCAUUAUCAGUGUAGGUGGACUAAAUCAGCCAGCCUCUGAUGGGUUUUCCCAGGCUUGUGAGGUUUUUGACACAGCAGAUGAAAACCCAAAAUGGAAGGUUGGUACCAAAAUGCCAACAAAACGGGGUGACUUUGCCAUUGGUGUUGUUGGUGAGAAGGUGGUCUGUGCUGGAGGCCUUGGGAGUCAAGGUAAACCAUUACAGAUUGUUGAGGCGUACGAUUGGAGAACAGAUACAUGGACAGAAAUUAAAUCAUGUCCUACCACACACUGCUCCUGUGCUUUUACCAUGCUCAGUGACCGACUGUUUGUCAUUGGUGGUCUCUCACUAGGGGGACCUAGUUCCUCCAUGGAGGCCCUCAGCUUCAAACCUGACAAGUGAUGCAGAUAUGCUUUAGUAUUUAAACUUUCUUAAUCCAUCUUUGUUACAAUCAUGAGCAGUCCCAUUUCCUUAAAUCUUCAUCUUUUACUGCAGACUUAGUUGCUUGUCUCUUGGUGCCAUUAUAUUGUAGUCCCUGUUCCAGAGUUCUUGGUAGUUUGAGUGAGAUGACUGACUGGUUCACAAUGCAUUAUUUUCUUAUUUUUAUAUUUUCAAUUUUCAUGUGAAUGUAAUACUUAUUAUUGAUUAAUUAAUAUAAUUGAAAAUCUUAUAUGAAAUAUUAUGUACUUUUGCUGCUUCUGUCUUAAUAUAGACAUGUAAACUUGUGGUCAUUUUUAGCUCACCUCAACCAAGUUGAGUGAGCUUAUGUAAUACCCUCGGCAUCGGCUUCCCAGGUUAAAGUUUUUGGAGCAGAUUUAUUUUCAAGUACUUCUGUGCCCUAUAUUAAUCAGAGAUGCAUGGAGGAUGCUUCUAGUGUGUUUCAUUCUACCAGUCAAGGUUUCAGAUGCUGCAAUUUCAGCUAAAGAAGGACCAGGAUAAUGUUUUUGGAGCAGGUUGAAGUUUUUGGAGCAGGUCUCAUUUCCAAGUUAUGAUAAGCCCUAUGUUGACCAAACUUGCAUGGAUGAUACAUCCAAGGAUGCACACUACCGGACUUGCUUCAUAUGCUGGAUCUGACCUACAUUUUCUGGAUGAGUGACCAGGUUAAAGUUUUUGGAGCAGAUCUCAUUUCCGAGUAAAUGUAUGUCUAUGUUGACCAAACUUGCAUGGAUGAUGCAUCUAAGGAUGCACACUACAGGACUUGCUUAGGCUGGAUCUGACCUACAUUUUCCAGAUGAGUGACCAGGUUAAAGUUUUUGGAGCAGAUCUCAUUUCCGAGUAAAUGUAUGUCUAUGUUGACCAGACUUGCAUGGAUGAUGCAUCUAAGGAUGCACACUACAGGACUUGCUUAGGCUGGGUCUGACCUACAUUUUCCAGAUGAGUCACCAGGUAAAAGUUUUUGUGAGUCGGUCCAUUGCCAAGAAACUAAAAGGCUUACCUGAACCAAACUUGCAUGGGUGAUGCACUCUCAAACUUGCUUUAGAUGCUGGAUUUGACUUACAUUUUCUUGAUGAGUGACUAGUUUAAAGUUUUUAGAUAAGUCCAUUCCCAAGUACAUGUAAUUGCAAGCCCUAUCAGACCAAAAUUGCAUACAUGUUGCAUCUAGGGAUGCACACUAUUAGAUUAUUAGUUUAGUAUGGGACUUUACCUUACUUAAAGACUACUCUCUGUAAUCUCUGAUUACUUGUGUCUUUUUUUAAUUAAUGGCAGGGUUGUCCCUAAGACCCGGGGGCGGGGAAUUUCCCCACCUAUUUUGACGUAAUUUCCCGGUUAUUCUAGUAUUCCCCCUCAACCCCCUGUUAGGGGAGGAACCCCAGAUUCCCUUCUACUUUUUUAAUGUACCCUGCUAUUUCAAUUCUUAGGGACAACCCUGUAAUGGUAAUACUUGAAUUAGUAAAUGUAUAGUAACUUCCUCAGUAGUAAGAUUCAUUAGAACUGAAAUUAUACUUAAUGAACAAUUCCUUUCAUUUAAUAAUGUAUAUGACUCCACUGUGUGCAAUUAUAUUCACUUUGACACUUUCAUAAUACAUCAUUUAUUUCAGUUACACUGCUGAAGUAUGUUACUGAUGUAAAGAAAAUAAACGUGAUCUUGAAAACUCAUAAAAUAUUGCAUGUAUCAGAUUUUGAACACUCUUUACCAUGAUAAACAAUUUAGGCAAUAAAAUUGACAUAUGGAAUAA
Messenger RNA from Saccostrea echinata, 2908 nucleotides. RefSeq names its product kelch domain-containing protein 8B-like. Gene Ontology annotation, molecular function: protein binding. The record is from RefSeq and is a predicted model, not a curated record. The coding region runs from base 96 to 1133 and encodes 345 amino acids. The transcript has 6 exons. Lineage: Eukaryota; Metazoa; Mollusca; Bivalvia; Ostreida; Ostreidae.